Molecule: messenger RNA, 3536 nt
Organism: Anguilla anguilla (European eel)
Lineage: Eukaryota; Metazoa; Chordata; Actinopteri; Anguilliformes; Anguillidae
Gene: g3bp1
Product: GTPase activating protein (SH3 domain) binding protein 1
Exons: 12
Coding region: 180-1616 (478 amino acids)
Cellular component (GO): cytosol; ribonucleoprotein complex
Molecular function (GO): mRNA binding
Source: RefSeq, a predicted model, not a curated record
CUAUUAGGUUGUUCCUUAGCCAGCAGUGAGAGAAGCCGGUUGAGCACGUUGUAAGGCCAUCGGAGUCGUCUGAACGCUUCGCAGGGGUCGAGGUGAUAUAGGAACCACUCCGUAACAUCAAAAAUAAAUAUUUAUCAAAAAUAUAUUUACCACCAGAUACAAACACGUUGACCAAAGAAAUGGUGAUGGAGAAGCCAAGUGCCCAGCUUGUCGGGCGAGAGUUUGUUCGACAGUAUUACACUCUUCUGAACCAGGCACCUGAUUAUCUUCACAGGUUUUAUGGUAAGAACUCAUCCUAUGUCCACGGGGGCUUGGACAGCACUGGCAAGCCAGCCGAAGCAGUCUAUGGGCAGACUGAAAUCCACAAAAAGGUGAUGGCGCUGAGCUUUCGGGACUGCCACACCAAGAUCCGCCACGUGGAUGCCCACGCCACGCUGAGCGAGGGCGUGGUUGUGCAGGUGAUGGGGGAGCUGUCCAAUAACAUGCAGCCUAUGAGGAAAUUCAUGCAGACCUUUGUUCUGGCACCUGAGGGCACCGUGGCAAACAAGUUCUACGUGCACAAUGACAUAUUCCGCUAUCAAGAUGAAGUGUUUGGGGACUCGGAUUCUGAACCCCCUGAGGAGUCUGAAGGUGAGGUUGAGGAGCUGGAAGAGAGGGUCAACACACCAGAAGUGGCGCAGGAGGAGUCGGCUGCAUUUUAUGAACAGACGCCGUGCGCCGAGCUGGAGGAACCCCUGGAGGAGCCGGCCCUCAGCCCCGAGCCGGAGCCCACGCAGGAGCCCGAGCCGGAACCCGAGCCAGCCGCGCCCGAGCUGAAACAGGACCCCGAAAUCGAGCCGGAGGUCCCCGCCGAGGAGCCGGCCGAGCAGAAGAGCCCCCCCUCUCCCACACCCGCCGACCCUGCACCUGCCGUGCCUGAGGAGAACAGGCCUUUCUCCUGGGCCUCCGUCACCAGUAAGAAUCUUCCUCCCGGUGGAGUGGUCCCUGCCUCCGGUAUCCCCCCCCACGUCGUGAAAGCUCCAGCCGUGCAGCCCCGGGUGGAAGUGAAGGCCGAAGCUCAGACGGCGGCACAGAGGCCUCAGAGAGACCAGAGGACGCGGGAGCAGAGGCCAGGACCUCCACCAGCGCACAGAGGACCCAGACCUGGAGUUCGGGAAGGCGAGCAGGGAGACUCCGAGGUGCGCCGCGUCGUCCGGUAUCCCGACAGCCACCAGGUGUUUGUGGGAAACGUGCCCCACGACGUGGACAAGGCCGAGCUCAAGGAGUUCUUUGAACAGUACGGCACAGUACUGGAGCUGCGGAUCAACAGCGGGGGCAAGCUGCCCAACUUCGGCUUUGUGGUAUUCGACGAUUCUGAACCUGUGCAGAAGAUCCUAAACAACAGGCCCAUCAAGUUCCGCGGUGACGUGCGCCUGAACGUGGAGGAGAAGAAGACCCGGUCAGCCCGGGAAGGAGACCGCAGAGACAUCCGCCCGAGGGGCCCCGGGGGACCCCGCGACAGAAUAGGGGGCCCCAGGGGCGCCCCCACCCGCGGAGGCAUGGCCCAGAAGCCCAGCUUUGGUGCCGGACGUGGCACCGGACCCAACGAGGGGCGCUACACGGGUCAGCGCCAGUGAAUCCCCCAUCCCCCACAGCCCCCCCACCCCCCCCCCCCACUGGCCCCCUCACAGACACACUCACACACACACACACACAGCCAACACACACACUAACCACUACUGAUCCCUGUCACCUAGCAACAGAGGUGGCUUACAUCUCCUCUUCUCUCAGCGUUUGUUUUCAGCUUUGGGGUAUCGGAAUGUGAUCCUGGACAUUUAUUUUCCUCAUCUUUCUUAGUUCUGAACUUAUUUGUAACAGACAAAAAAAUGACAGAGCUACACGAAUUGAAGAGAAAAAAAAAAAAGAAAAAAAAUCCAGAGACUGGCUUCGGCGUUCUCUCCCUGUUUCUUAAAGGAACGUUUUUACUUCUUGGGCAAUCCUGUGUAUUGCUACCACCGUCUUUUCAGAAGUUAAAUACAAACACGGUUUGUUGAAAUUACUGCAAAGUUCAAUCAUGUCUGUGUCUGAAUGGUUGCUGCAUCGAAUCCUUUUACACCCCCCACUCCCCAUUGCUUCCUUUAUAUUUCAUCACGUACGACAUGCAGUAUUUUUAACAACUUUGAGCUAUUGAGAGAACAAAACUUUUAAUACAUACUAUUUUUAAACCACUUCAUUUGUUUUGUAGUCUGGUUUCAACAUGGCGAUCCUCUGGAGAGAGAUGUGUUCUGUUUUGUAAAAGCAAAUUGUUGUGCCUUCUAUUUAUCUCAUUCCAGUCAUGAAAGAUGUAAAAAUAAAGUGUAGAUUUGCUUUAUCGCUAAAUUUUUUUGAACUUAUUCCACAAAGGUUUUUUGAAUUCCACAGAAAAUUGCUUUCAUUUGAAUAGAAUACACAAAGGUUGUCCCUCUUGUCUGCUGUGUUUUAGCCUUGGCAGUACUGGACGAUGCUUUGUGAUUCCUUUGGACAAAUGGCAAUUAUCCAUUUCACUGAUUCAAAUGUGCCCCUAAACCCCCAUCUGCAGACUUUGCCUGCUUCUGUCACCCAGUGUAUGCUUGCUCAACUUGUCUGCUGUGUCCGGUAGUGCUUACAACAGGAUAUGGAGUAAUUUUGCAUGAUUCCCUCAAAUUUUCACAUGAAGGUCUCUGAGUAGUAGUGCGUCUAACACUAAAUGCCUGUAUCAUUUGCCUCGGUGAUUGCAAGUGGUGGUGUCGGGCCAUGAGGGGGCAGUCUUCUCUCUGGUGCAGGUCUGCAGCCUUGGUACCGGAGAGCUGCAGGGUCUGCUGGCUUUCCUUUUAAUCUUCAAAUCGGCUACCAAUUCUGGUCCAAGAAACCUGGUGAUGCGAGUUGUCUGUAAUCAGCUGUUUUAAUUGAAGUACUGAGUAGUGCGGAAAACCAGCAGACCAUGCAGCUCUCUGGGACCCGAGAUUUAGACUCCGCUCUGGACUAAGUGCAAAGGCCGACCAAUCCUCAGCAUAAUGACGGGUACGCUAGUGUAGGAGAUGCAUCACUACAGAAUGUGCCUCAGUCCUGGUCAAAUUUCAAAGUUUGGUGUGAUUAGUUUUUUUAUUAGAGCCGUUCCUGGUAAUGUUUCAAAACAAGUAUUCAAGUCCUUUUGUCACUGUAGAAAGCGCUUUUGGCUCAAGUUUUUAAAAGUACUCGAGUAAACUGGUCAAAUCAGCAGUAAUCAUGUCGAGAAAAUCCUAAAAUGCCCCACCCGUAAUUUAGAAAGAAUUGGGAGGUGUUCGUUUAAUUAAUUCCAGAGUAUAUUGACAAGUCCAUACUGCACAAUGGCAUGUUAUCUCUGUGUUGGGUGACAAAUACAAAAUGCUGUAAUGUUCUCAGUUUUGUUUUCUGUGCUGGUACAUGUUUUAAGGGUUACAUAGGUGCUGCAUAAAAAUGAAGCAACAAGCAAAUCUGUAAAUAAAUAUGAAAGCAAAUGGAAAAAUACACGAGUAUAUGCACAUGAAUGGAGAGAAUAAAUAAAAAACCUGUUAAAUUUG